AACAAAAUGGCCGCUUGCGAACAUGGAUGCAUAUGCUGAAGAGGCUGAGGAAUCACGCAGAUAUUCGUUUCUUUUAGGUUCAGCAUUGCGAAACGAAGACCCUGAACAGUUUUUCAAAGUUUAUGAACGCAUUUUACAAGAGACAAAAUCACCAGAGCAGCUUGAAGCUGUAAAAGAGCAGGCAAGAGGCUUCUUUGAACUGACGGAAGAGGACUUCAGUGAUCUUACUGUUAACACCAGGGAAUUCAGUUUAGCUCGAUCAAAACCCAACAGUUGUAAGAGCUCCACUGAAGUGAAUGACAGUUCAGCAAAAGAAACAGGUACUAGCUUGAAGAACAAGAUGUCCAGCACCUCUGGUACAAAGACAGCUACCUUGGACUCUCUAGCAGAUGAUUUAAAGUAUAUAGAUGAUGAUGAAGAUAGUGGUUCUCCCAAGCCUAAGCCUAGUUUGGAGUCACUCUCUCGCACCUCUAGGCAUUUUGCUAGUGGUUCUGACACAGGCAGUGUCAGUGAGGAGCGAAGCAUGGGGGAUGACUCUGGAAUAUUCAACUCCAGCAGUAAAGGGACAAUUAGUAGUCCCUCUAAUGAUGGAAGUGAUUCAGAAUCCAGAGGAGUGUUUGACUAUUAUCCAAUCAACAGUGUUAAAUCCUACACAACUGCCAAAUCCUCUAAUUCCAAAAUAGAGGUAGCUCACAACAAGGCUUAUGAUGAAGCUGUCUCUGUGGACUCAGAAGGCACAGUGACAGACUCCGAUUCUCCUCGUAGUGUCUCCUCCAUACAGGAGGCUAAUCAGAGUGAGGGCACCGAAAUGACCACAUUCAGGAUAUCUUCUUCCACUGCUCAAAUCACUGCUUCUCAUAGUAGUAGUAGUAAAUCUUCAGGGUACAAUGAUGAUGAUGACAGAAAACUCAUGGACAAUGUUGCAGUCCACCAGCGUCUGUAUGGAAAUGACAGUAAAGUACCAUACACCCGCAUGGAGGAGGAAGACCUGGAUGACUCUGGAGAAGAUGUGACGUUACGCUCACUAGAAGUCAGCAGUGAUAGGUACAAAAAGGACAGCAAAGACUUAAAGAUAAUGUUCCCAAACAGUACAAAAUAUGGUAGCUUUUCCAACAAACCUACUUCAGCUGUGGAUAGCAGCAUUAAUUUCUUCGGAGCAGGAGGAAGAACCUGUGGAUCUCUAAAUAAUAAAUCCAGUGACUCUGUCAGAAUAGAAAAGACUGAGACAUCCAGGCCUAAAGAUCAGCCCCCAUUUGGUGACCCUGUAUCCAUGAUGGAAUUGGGGCAGUCUGUAAGUGGCCUUAUCUCCUCCAAAACUGACACAGACAUCCCAGACUUACCAGAGAGUGAGCCACUUUUGAAGAAGGUUGAAGAAACGGGUAAAUCUGGAGAUGAAAAUAACAAGAAAAAGAAGAAGAAAAAGAAAACGACCAAAGAUGAUGCAGGCAGUGACUCCUCAGAAACUUCCAAAGGCAAAGCAUCAUAUGAUGUGAAUGGAAAUCCAGAGACGUCUGGCCCAACCAAGUCUCAAGUAGGGUUCAAUCAGCGUACAUUUACUCAAGUUCGCAGAAGUGGCACCAGCACUAAUUAUGUGAGAGCCUACCAGAGAAGUGCCUUUCCCUCAAUGCUUCAUCAUUUAAAUGAGUAUGAAAUAAAUCAGAUGCCUGUUUCUGAACUUGAGGACAUGCCAUCAUCAUCAUCAGCGGACCAUAGUUACUAUCUGAAAAAGAUGCGCAAACAAGCAAGGAAAGAACGGGAGGAGAAGGCUAUAGAUGCAAAAGAAAUCCCUGGUCAUCAAGGCAAUAAACAGGUAGAUGAACUGUUGGAGUUUAUCGAGAGUUCAGGGGGAAAGAAAAAGAAAACUACAUCAAGCAUGAACAAUAGUCAUUCGUUGCCGAACAACUUAAGUAACAAGGCCAGAAAAACAUUGACAAAAGAUGAGAAAAAGAAAAGCUUGUCCGAGUCACAUGACCAUUCUAGCUCUGAGACAGGGAGUGACAAUGGCGAAGAGCCUAAUGGCUACCUACGUAAUAAUGACAAAGACAAAAUUGAGGACUAUGGAAAUGAAAGUGACACUGAAGAUUUACCUGAAGGGAGUGACCAGAAAAACUUUGAUUAUGUAGCCAAGGAGGAAACACAGUCAAAAGUUUCCUAUGAAACUGUUGAAGCAGAAUAUCUAGUGCAAAGUCUUGUAUCAACCAGUGAAGCUGACAGUGAAGAAAACCCUCCUGCCAUUGGAAGCACAGAGGACAGUGCUCAAUUUUCAACUGUGGAAAAUAGGGAUCACUUUAUUUUCACAGAUAUUGAUAUGCCACAGGUGAAAGAGGACAAAUUUGAGACUGUAAUUCAUAAGAAAAAGAAACAACGCCCAACUGGUGUUUUUACCCCACCAUACUUUGAACAUCGCCGUGAGCCUCGUUUUGAAGAGAGGAGGAGACCUGUGAGGUCAGUAACACCACCUCCAAACUCUAUACAUGUGGCUUCUGGAGAGAAACAGACUGACAGAGCCUUGAGUCCAUCAGCUUUUCCUGCACUGCCUCAUGGUAUGGGUCGUGAAGGGAGGAGGAAUUCCACAGGCAAUGUGGAUACCCUUCCAAACCAGGAUGACAGUGAUAUAGAAUCUGUUAAGUCACUUCCUGUGUCAGACACAAUGGAUAUAAAAUCAUCCACUGCUCCAUCAGAUGUAGUCAAACCAUUGCCAAUAUCAUAUGCAAAGAUAGCUGCUUCACCAAAACCCAAUCCCAGUAGUCAAGUUUCACCUCGAGUCCAUCCUCAGCCUGCAGAAACAGAACAGCAACGCAGGCAUUCAUUCAGUCAUCAUGAUCAUAAUUUAAUAGGCAGCAGUGGUGAAGGGUCUGACUUGAAAAGCAAAAAUGAUGUGAUUUCUCGUAGCCAAGAACUCCCAACUAGUUUGGAAAAGGCUGAGAACGCUUCUGUAUCUAAUACAGGCUAUGCUUGUGUUGUAAAAGCAAAGAGAAAACUGAGUGAUGAGUUCGGGGUUUCUGCCACAUUCAACUCCUCGUCUUCUUCAGUUUCAGGGGAGAAACCUGUUGGUAAUCUUGCUGUGACAAAAACAGAAAGAAAACUUGGAACAUGUAACAACUUCAAUUCCUCCACAGAGGUCAAUAAAGCAGUGCCUUCUGUGAAUUUGCCAAAACAAAACGCUCCAUUGGCUAGUCAAACACAACAGCAGUUCUCAAAGUCAGAAACUGUACAAAAAAUGCCAAAACCAGAACUUGUCUCUUGUAAUAAAAGAAGUGAGAAUACAGUGCUGAUGAACUCUAGCAAACCUCAACAUUUUCAGAAUAUAUCUGCAGCUUCAAACGCUGGAGUAACAAUGCCUUCUGUGAACUCUAAGAAAUCAUCCAAGAACACAAAGUUUCUUGUUUUCUUAGACAAAAAAGAAGGAGACACCUCUAACCUUGGGAUAUCAUUUGGCUUUGAUGAGAACAUGCCAGACAUGCUGGAGAAUGUGCCAGCUCAGGAUAUCCCUGCUGUGGACACUACCCCUGAUAUAAUAAGAAACAGCAGUGGGGGGAAUAAUAAGCAAGCCAAGCCAGGCAUGGAGAUUAGUUUCAUGGACAGUUGUGACAUCGAGCCUACCAUGGACAGGGGCUAUGAUGUUAAAGGUGGCAUUGGUAAAGCACAGGCAAAGCUUAAUGGACUGGUUGCACCAGUUCCUAUGCCUCAGAGUGUCAGUGUUGCAAUGCCUUGGGGAAAGGUGAACAAUGCAGGAAAAAAUGCUCAGCCCUCUUUCUUGGCUGAAGACUUUCCACCUAUCACCAAAGCUGAUAACAAGAAGAUGGUCACACCUAGUCACAAAGGAAUGUAUGAAAAUGACUUCUUGGGGACUUUCAGUAUUGAGGAUGCUGCAAGCUUUUUAAUCAGAGAAUGGGAUAGACUUGUUACCAAGGAUAGCAGAGGUGUGGAAAAUCUGUUUUUCUCAGACCAGUGGCAAUGAGGAGAAGAAUGGGUACUUUUUCCUGAAAGGACAUUGGACUUGUUGACAAAACUGAACACAACUAAAUCACAAUAUGUAAGUGUCUGCUGUGGGGUAUCCUCCACCAGUUGCCAGCAGAUGAUUUCAGAUGAGGAGGUGACCUGUUGGAAUGGAGUAUUGUGUCUUGUGGCACAACUAACACAAUGAGGAGCUGUGAUGUUUGGCUUGUUCAAAUGACCAUUCCUGUCUGUAGGUUAUCUACAGACUCAAGUUUCUUUUGUAUCUUCUGACAAUAUUAAUUAUUAUUAUGAUAUUGAUAAGAAAUAUAUAAAAUGUUUUUCUAAAAACAAAUUUAAUUUCAAAAAGUGAAAAAAAAAAAAAAAGAAAUAUGAGACUUGGUGGAAAAGUGGCAACCAAGUUGCUCUUUCAUUUUUUUCUUAUAUCUAAGGGUUUUAUGGGGAAUGGGAACCCAUUAAAACCUCAGCUCAUUGACAAUAUGGAAGCAUCUUGAUAUUAUUGGGAAUGUCACAGUUUAUAAAGGGUUAAGCAUAUGGGCAGUAUUUUUCAGGUUGCAGUCCACCUAUUGGAUUCUUAAUUUUAAGUCUGUGUUAGGUAUAGAUAGUAUAAUGUUUUCUGCUUAGAUACACUACUGGUGAACAUGAACAUUGAAUCUUAACUCUUUCUCUGCAUUAGGAAAGUUGCACCUGUGGAUUGCUGGCCUAACUGGAAUGCAUUUUACUUUGAUCUAGAUUAAGUCGAAUUAUUAUGUCAGUUAUAGAGAGUGGUGGAUUAUAAAGUAUUUAGUGUUUAGUGACGGAUUGGCCAUUGAAAACUCACUGGUCCUCCAAAUAUUUUACUGUCCAUCUGUAUGACCCAGCUAUUACUCUGACACUGUGGACAAGAGUUUUUUAAGCGAUGGUACAAAUCAGAAUGGCUUUUGAAUGUGAGCCUAAGACAAAAUGGAGUGAUGUACGUAAUAGAACAUGGAUUACCAACGGGUAAGUUUCCUGGGGAAAUUGUUGAUGUGACAAAAUUGGUUUGUUGGAGGGUAAACUGAAAUUUACCUUGAAUGAUAGCUUGGAGAGAUACAGCAUAACCUAUAAUACUACAAAAACAACAAAUUUUGCUUUUUCUGUGUAUUUGCUGAUCAAAAGAUGGCGAACACUGCAGUAUUUAAUGUCUCUGAUUUUGGUUGUUUAAAACAAGGCCAAGUUGCUUCCAAGCAUCUAAUGUUGUUAAUGUUAUUGUUGUUGCAAUAUGACUGUGAUGAUAGCAUUACACUUUGAACUACCACAACUACUUCAAUGUAAUGUGGUAUCACUUGGUAGACCCUUGAUGACAUAUAUAGAGAUUAGCAAUUCUUUGAAGUAGACUGAAGUACUUUUGAUCUUGCAUUGCCCUUCCUUUUGUGACUUUCUAUGCCUAUGCACUUAGGGUUUUAAAACAGUUGUAAUGUCAGUACUUUUUGUUAAGUUAUUAUGACAGAGACCUAUACUAUUGUCAUGAUGUUACUGCCUUGUUAGAGGUCAUGAGAUAUCGUCUCCUGUCUCUUUUUUUACAUCCCUACCAUAUAUUCCUCUUAUGGCACUUUUCCUUCAACAAGGAUAAAUUGCAUUAAAAAAAGAUGUUGAUUUUUGUUGACUGGGCCUGUUACAAUGAUAGCUAGCUUAUUGUUGUGCUGACAUCUUGGCACAUCUAACACACUUAUAAAGUACCUGGUGCACAGCCAUGCUACAGGUUCUUUGUUAAUGUUCUGUAUGCACAAUGGCAGAAUCUUGUGUAGCAACCAACAAAAGUUUGGUAGACACAGACAAUUCUUUUUGCACGUAUACAAUACCUGAAAGAUGCUGGGCAAUUUAUGGUUACUGGUUGUAUUGUAGACAAUCUUUAUGACAGUUGUGUAAAACUAUUGGGUAUGUGUGAAAAUAAAUGGACUCGAGGUUAAAAUAGUAAUAUUAAUUUUACUCUUAUUUUUGCCAUAUUAACAAGAACUUAGUUCUUUCUGCAUUUUUUAAGAAAUAAAAGUUAAAACUACAUACAACAACAUUUAAAAAAACCAUUUUAAUUAUUUUUUUAUCUAUAAAAAAACCAUUUACUUUUUCAUUCAUUUUCACACAGUUAUUCAAUAUAUUAGAACACCUGGAUAGAGUAGAUCCUUAUGUUGAGCCAAGGAGGGCUAGUAUGUCCUGACCAUAGAAGUUAGUACAGAUAUAGUAUUCAAGGAAGUAUCAUAUUUGGGAAGUGCAAUUGGUUCUGUGCCACGACAUGGCAGCACAAUUUUUACUUUUUAUUUGAAAGCUGGAAACGGCAGCAAAAUUGAUACUUUAUAUCCUUCAAUAUUGUUAUAUGUUAAUUUGUAAUUAUAAAGUUAUAGCAAAUACCCUUCCUUGGCUCAUUAAUAUUAUAAACAUUGCUGUCUGUUCCCUCCCAAUUUGGCUUAUGUAUGUGUGUGCUUGAUAAUAAUUAUACAUUUGUAGAACAUUGAUUUGAUUUAUCAGAAAGAAAAUUAAAGAGGUACAUUAUUAAAAGUAAAAAUUAAACAUGGCUCAAUUUGCAUUAUGGAAAAAUUAUUAAAAAGUGUUGACCUUGUGUCACUGUUGGUUCAGUUAUGAAUAAAUGACUGAUGCUACAAAUGCAAA
Messenger RNA from Lingula anatina, 6579 nucleotides. RefSeq lists its product as uncharacterized. The record is from RefSeq and is a predicted model, not a curated record. NCBI's taxonomy places the organism in Eukaryota, Metazoa, Brachiopoda, Lingulata, Lingulida, Lingulidae.